Camellia sinensis is the source of this 4483-nucleotide messenger RNA. Its product is annotated as GDSL esterase/lipase At5g03820-like. The record is from RefSeq and is a predicted model, not a curated record. Gene Ontology annotation, molecular function: hydrolase activity, acting on ester bonds. NCBI's taxonomy places the organism in Eukaryota, Viridiplantae, Streptophyta, Magnoliopsida, Ericales, Theaceae.
AUUCAUGAUUUAAAUACAGCUUAAAAGAAAUGGUUGAAUGGUUGGUGUACUGGCUUAGAAGAGAGAUGAUAGUGUUAAAUAUCACUAUUUAUUGUCUAUGAAAUUGACUUUUUGCACAUUUGUUUAACACAAAGACUAUGUUUGAAUUGUGAAUUUGAAGAAUGAUUAAGACAAACGGAAUGAAACAAAAGUUGUUUUUUUCACCAAAUUUUUUUUUUUUUUUCGUUCCUACACAAAUCUCUUCGUAAAUUUAAAAUGCAAACACACCAGAAAAUGUGCUCACUAAUGCUUCUCAAAGCAUGGCCACUGUGAAUUGUGGAAUCCAAACUAUUCUAUAUUCAACAACCUGAUACUGCUGAAGUCUCAAAAGUGGAAAAUUCCAAAAUAAUUAGGACCAUAUUUCUGACCACAUAUUCAACCUUAACAGGGCUGACUUCUCUAUCCCUAAAUCGCCAUAUAUUCUUAAUUAUUGAAUCAUAAAAUCAUAUCUUAAUAUUCACAUGUUUUAAAAUUUUUAUAUAAUCUAAUGAUUACGAUUGCAUUAAAGUGGGAGGAUAGAGAGAUUUGGCACAGAGGAUCUUUAACCCUGAGAGAUACACAACGCAUACCACAUGAAAGAAAAAUUAUUAAAUGCACCUGAGCAUUGGGUCCACGACAAUCACAAAUUGAAAUCUCGCGCAGUCUUCCAAAUAUUAACACAAAAAGUAACAAAUUUCACUGUAUAAAUCAAUCACAUUCAAAUUAAGACUUAAAAUAGCAAAUGCCAAGGACCACCACUUCUCCACAUGAAGAGGUGAAUUAACUCCAACCCCUGCACAACAGAGCCUCAAGUUUGCACUGCAGCAGUGUGUUUUUAAAGACACUGACAGUGACACCAUAUUUCAAAGCACAUCUUCAAGGGUAUCAGUAAGGUUUCAUAAAGAGUGUUGGUGAUGACUUCAUUCUCACAAUUCAAUGUGGAGACACCAGAGUUAAUUACAAAUGCCACUCAUUUGGACCCCUCUACUGACCUCCUGGUAAUUCAAUAAAGAUUUACCUCAAAUUCUUUUUUUUCAAAUUUCUUACUUAUCUAAAUGAAACCAAAGUUAAUAAGAAGCAGUUGAGGUUGUCAACAAUAUUAAAUGCUAUACAUCAAUUUGGCAAUAUUUUUUUUUUUUGGUUGGAAAUGCUCAAGUUAUUCCUAUAUAUACAUCAUCUACUACCCAUUGCAGGUUCACCAGCUAACAACGCUUAGCAACUCCCGCUUCCCCUAAGAGUAGACUAGAUAUCUACGAUAUUUCGAAUCCUCAAAAAAGUGCAACAAACAGCGAGGGCUAUUAUACAGAGACGUGACUAAUGCCAUUAAGUUAUAUUUUAUGAAUGAAUUAAGUUGGAAUAGAAGUAAUAUUUUGUAUGUCCUAAAUUAAAACCAGACUUUAUUUCUUACGCCUCGUUUGGGAACAAGUUAUUUUAGUAACUUUUUUGAGUUUUUGGCCAAAAUAUGAGGUAAAAAAACUAGUAUGUUUGGGGUGACUUUUUGACUUUUUACGAAAAGAUGUGCAAAAAGUAGGGAGAAAAUGAAAUGUUUGACUUUUUGGUAUAUGUUAUAGGCUUUUUGAUUCUUUUAGUAACUUUUUGGCUUCUAGGCUAAAACAGCUACUUGCCAAACAAGACCUUAGUUUUGGAUUUUCACGGUGCAAAGUCUUGGAUUACUUAUGCUAUGUUUGAAUCUUAAAUUCGUAAACGAAAAGUAAAUACAUAAUUUCCUUGGUUGUGACCUCCAUGAAUAUGAAAAUUACACACCUCACUAUUAGCAUAUAAUUGCAUGAGCAUGUUGGAAGUAUGAGAAUUUUUAAACUUCCUAAAUGUUGCUGCUCCUUAGGAAAGACGUCUUUUUAUAAACAAACUACAACAUUGAUAGUUGUGACUUUCAUGAAUAGUCACUAUCAAAGUCUAUCAAAAUACCUUAGGACUCUACAACACUCUCUCUCUCUCAUUUUAUGGACAACUUUGAUCAUAUGCGAUUCUUCAUAUUGGAGGCAUGACAGUGAUAUGAGUUGAGCAUUGGAGUAGUUAAUAUUUUUUGCAUAAAACAAUAAUAAUAGCUUUAGGAAAAUGACUUGUCAGCCUCCCAAAUUCACAAGCUAAAUUUUUCUACUACAUUUUAAUUUGCAUAUUUGCAUAUGUAAUUAUUUUGUUCAUUCAUUUUUUGUAAUAGUUCGGUUAUGGUUUUUGAUAGUAAGAAUUUAUGAUAUAAUCAAUAAAUUUCUGUAACAGACCAUUGUGAUGCUUACACAAUCAAUUGGUGAUGCAUUGUGCACAAUGUGAAUAGCUAUCUAACAGCCUACUAGUACAAAAAUCAAUCACAAAAUUGCAAGUGUCUGUGUUCUGUUUUGUGUAUUUCUUUGUUAGUUGCACUUUUGGAAUAGCUUUACAAAGCACCCUACUUUUUUUUUCUUCAAGCUCUCUUAAAUUGGCUAAGGUUCUAACCAAGUCCUUUGUCACCAUUCAAAAACAAACAAACAAGCGUGGGACAAAUUCAAAAAGGCUCUUUAUUUGUCAUCCUAACAAUAAUAGGACAUAUAUCACCACCUUUAAGAGGAACUAAACAUGCCUUCUCAUCUCACAACAGACAACAUUGGGACAAAUUUAGAAAGCACUUUACUUUAGCCUAACAAUAAUGUGGACAUCUAUCACCACAUUUAAAGGUGCUAAAAAUGCCUCCUCCCUCCUGACAAUGUGCAACUUUAAUAAAACCCUAACCUCCUCACCCAGAAAUUAUUUCACUUUGGCCAUUACUUGCACAAUAAGUCUAUGAACAUAGAACCACACGUAAAACAAUACGAGUGAAACUGCCUCUUUGAUAGCAGAUCCCACCAUCUGUUAUGUAUGACCAGGAUUAUUUUUUAUCUCUGUGAUUUAUUCUGUGUACAUAAAAUUAUUGUUACUUGCAAGAGCUCUCUCCUUAAAUAAAUUCUCCCCACCUGUCCCUUCACUUUCAUUCACUCCCUGAUCCUCUCUCUCUCUCUCUCUCUCCUGGUGAGUUUCACUGUUGGAGCAAGGGAAACGACUAUGGGGUUUCCUAGUAGUCUCUUGAGUAUCUUUCUUGCUGUAGCUAUGGUUCUCUUAGUGGCUCAUGGGGACCCUCUAGUUCCCAUAUUGUGCAUCUUUGGGGACUCUGUAGUUGAUGUGGGGAACAACAAUAACCUUAACACACUCCUCAAGGCUAACUUCCCUCCUUAUGGUAGGGACUUUGUUACCCACAAACCUACUGGGCGGUUCUGCAAUGGAAAGCUUGCCACAGACUUCACCGCCAAGUACCUCGGGUUCACCUCCUACCCUCCAGCUUACCUUAGCCAGGAUGCCCAAGGGACGAACCUCUUGACCGGUGCCAACUUUGCCUCAGCUGGUUCUGGUUAUUAUGACAGCACAGCACAGUUCUAUCGUGCUAUUUCACUCACCCAGCAGCUAGCAUACUACAAGGAAUACCAAAACAAAGUAGUGACGAUGGUAGGAAAAGACAGUGCCAAUGUCAUGUUCUCAGGUGGAAUCCACCUCCUGAGUGCAGGAAGCAGUGACUUCAUUCAAAACUACUACAUCAACCCCAUACUCAACAGAGCCUACACCCCUGAUCGGUUCUCCAACCUUCUCAUCAGAUCCUACUCUACUUUUGUCCAGAAUCUGUAUGGCCUGGGCAUAAGGAAGAUCGGAGUGACAACAUUACCACCAACUGGAUGCUUGCCAGCAGCCAUCACAAUGUUUGGGUCGGGGAGUAACCAGUGCGUUGCGAGGCUGAACCAAGAUGCCAUUUCCUUCAACAAGCAGCUAAACAGCACAUCCCAAGGCUUGCAGAACAGGCUCCCUGGUCUCAACUUGUGUCCUUGAUAAUCUACCCGCCUCUGCUGACCUGGUCAUGAACCCACUGAUAGCGGGUUCUUUGAAUCAAGGAGGGCUUGCUGUGGGACGGGUACAAUUGAAACAUCCAUGCUUUGCAAUGCCAGGUCUGUAGGGACAUGCUCAAAUGCUACACAGUAUGUGUUUUGGGAUGGUUUUCAUCCCUCUGAAGCAGCUAACCAAGUCUUAGCAUCAGCUCUUCUUGAACAGGGAAUCUCCCUUGUCUCUUGAACUGUACACUAUACAGUUGAAACAAUCCUCUAGUUUCCACUUCUAUCAUCUACUUGUACAUAAUAACAGUUGCUAUGAGAAAUUUAUAGGUGGUUUGGGUGAAUUUAGUUGUUUUGAGUGUUAGUUUCUCAUGGUAUUAUGUUUGUAAACAUUGGGUAUGAGGAGAGGGUCAACGUGUGUUUCUCCUAUUUUUUGCUUUGAUGGGGGGGGAAAAAAAUUAUGGCUGUAUUAUGAUUAAUGUGUGGUUCAUUCUCUAGCAAUUACCAUUUUGCAAAGAAACGUGCCAUGGAUUAUUUUAAAGUUCUAUUUCCAAAGUUCUAUUUCCAAACUUUGUCGUUAAGUAUGAUUUGGAAAAGAACAAAGACAUAAAAAUAAAACA